Messenger RNA from Serpula lacrymans var. lacrymans S7.9, 439 nucleotides. RefSeq lists its product as uncharacterized. NCBI's taxonomy places the organism in Eukaryota, Fungi, Basidiomycota, Agaricomycetes, Boletales, Serpulaceae. The record is from RefSeq and is a predicted model, not a curated record. The coding region runs from base 1 to 309 and encodes 102 amino acids. The transcript is spliced from 2 exons.
AUGUCUGCAUUUGGUUCCGGCCAACCAAGCGUGUCUACUGGCUUUUUUGGUAACAACAAUGCUACGUACGCAGGAUUCAAUAAUGAGCCGUCUUCUGCUAUGUCCGCGGACACUCCGACAAGUGCAACUGGCGCUCCAGAUUUUGGCAAUGCAAGAUUAUCAUUGCGCUCGGAUGCUGAUAAGUAUGGAGCACUCCUGCCUCCAAAUUACUUCGAUAUCCUUCCUGAGGCAGUGAAAACGGCAUUUCAAAGUGAUAAAUUUGAAUGGGGGAACGUGCCAGAGUGGAUACCUCCGAGAGAGGUUCGUUGAUCGUAUCGAUCACGUUCAUCAGUUUGGUUUUCUUGCUUUCUUUCUGUCAUCAGCUGUGAUUGUACUUUUAGCAUUACAUUAUUACCGCAUGUUUGUUUAGCUUACUUGGAUUAUGGAUUAUGUCCUGGGG